This is a messenger RNA of Drosophila grimshawi, 1009 nucleotides long. RefSeq names its product proteasome subunit beta type-1 (gene Prosbeta6). Gene Ontology annotation, cellular component: proteasome core complex. The transcript has 2 exons. Lineage: Eukaryota; Metazoa; Arthropoda; Insecta; Diptera; Drosophilidae. Bases 136 to 843 code for a protein of 235 amino acids. The record is from RefSeq and is a predicted model, not a curated record.
CUUUGGAAAUAUCGAUAGCUAUAAUUGUUUCUUCGUGACAUCUCUAAUUGUGUGUGAAACGCCGCUAGACGAAAACUUGCAAAUCAUUUCAGGCUGCCUUUUUUUUGUCUUGUAAAAAUUAAAUAAACUAAAAGAAUGAAUGCUCUCGGCGUUGAACAAUUUCCGGACUAUAAAGUACCCGGAGUGCAACAUGUAGACUUUUCACCAUACGAGUCCAACGGCGGCUCGAUUGUUGCCAUUGCUGGUGAGGACUUUGUGGUCAUUGCCGCCGAUACACGCCUGAGCAGUGGCUACAGUAUCCAUUCGCGCGACCAGAGCAAACUCUUCAAACUGUCACCACACACGGUGCUGGGCUCCACGGGCUGCUGGUGCGACACCCUGUCGCUGACUGGCCUGAUGAAGGUGCGCAUGCAGAUGUACGAGCACACACACAUGAAGACAAUGACAACGGAUGCUGUCGCCCAGAUGCUCUCCAUUGUCAUGUACAAUCGUCGCUUUUUCCCCUACUAUGUGUCGAAUAUUUUGGCCGGUUUGGACAAGGAUGGAAAGGGUGUCGUCUAUUCGUACGAUCCAAUUGGUCAUUGCGAACGGGCCACGUAUCGUGCUGGCGGUACUGCCGGAUCCUUACUGCAACCGGUGCUGGAUAAUCAGAUUGGUUACAAGAAUCAAAACUUGGCGGCCGAUCAGCUGCCGCCACUGACCAAGGAUCGAGCCGUUUCUGUCGCCUCCGACACUUUCAUUUCGGCUGCUGAGCGUGAUAUUUACACUGGUGAUUCAGUGCUCAUAAACAUCAUCACAAAGGAUGGUAUUGAGCAGAAGACCCUACAAUUGCGCAAGGAUUAAAAAAUACUUAAGGUCAAGGGAUAAUUAAAUUUACAUUCAGAUUAUGUUCGACUUGAAAUUGUAGCUUCUUAAAUAAAACAGAUCUACAAGAUAAAUGAGGGAAAAAUUUCGUUUAUAUUAUCGAACCUGAAAUAAAAUGAAUACUAAUAUGUAUUUUAUAUUCUUA